Scheffersomyces coipomensis is the source of this 546-nucleotide messenger RNA. It is a transcript of the gene RPA12, whose product is annotated as DNA-directed RNA polymerase I core subunit. The coding region runs from base 82 to 453 and encodes 123 amino acids. Gene Ontology annotation, biological process: termination of RNA polymerase I transcription; DNA-templated transcription. NCBI's taxonomy places the organism in Eukaryota, Fungi, Ascomycota, Pichiomycetes, Serinales, Debaryomycetaceae. The record is from RefSeq and is a predicted model, not a curated record. Gene Ontology annotation, molecular function: zinc ion binding; nucleic acid binding. The transcript has a single exon. Gene Ontology annotation, cellular component: RNA polymerase I complex.
AAACUGAAAAAAAAAUUAUUGAAAUUUAAACCUACUUCAUCUCUACAUCACAUCGACAUACAAUAAUACAACAAAACCAUAAUGUCCGUCGUUGGGUCCUUGAUAUUCUGCACAUACUGUGGUAAUCUAUUGGAUGCUGCUACUUCAAGUGCAGAAUUCAAAUGUGGAUUAUGUUCUGCAUCAUAUAAUAAAGCAGACUUUGCAAAUUUAGAAGUCGUCACUACAUCAGCUGAAGAUGCUUUUCCUUCAAGUUUAAAAUUAAAAAGAUCAGUAGUGAAGACUUCAUUGAAGAAAGAUGAAUUAGACGAUGGUGCUACUAUUAAAGAAAAAUGUCCAAAAUGUGGUAAUGAAGAAAUGCAAUAUCAUACUUUACAAUUAAGAUCCGCCGAUGAAGGUGCUACAGUAUUUUAUACUUGUACUUCAUGUGGAUACCGUUUUAGAACCAAUAAUUGAUCUCAUCUACAUUCAAAUUAUCAAAUCCAGCAAAAUCAAAAAACCAUGUAUAUUAGCCUUUUGCAUAUAUUGUAUAUAUAUAAUAAAUAACGA